This is a messenger RNA of Loa loa (African eye worm), 910 nucleotides long. RefSeq names its product immunoglobulin I-set domain-containing protein. The transcript has 6 exons. The record is from RefSeq and is a predicted model, not a curated record. NCBI's taxonomy places the organism in Eukaryota, Metazoa, Nematoda, Chromadorea, Rhabditida, Onchocercidae. Bases 18 to 617 code for a protein of 199 amino acids.
UUGUAGAUUACACCACAAUGGCGCCGCCAGUAAUACAUGGGGAACCGAAAAUUGUACAAGAUACCAAAACAAACACUGUCAGUUUAGAAGUGGUCGUAUCCGGUAUUUUACCCGAGAAAACAAAGUGGUUUUUGGGUGAAAAAGAAAUUGAACCAACCGAAACAUACGUUUUUUCACAGCACGAUGAAGGUGGCAAGAGAACUUUAUUAAAAUGUGAAAUUAAGAAUUUCGAUAAGGAACUGGCAGGCUCAUAUAAGGUGAAAUUCUGCAGCAGCGAUGGCGAAAAUAGUGCUACAUUUACUGUGAAAGCUGGAAAUGCACCGGAAUUUCAUGAUAAGCCCCAUAUAGUACAACGUGAUGGUGGUAAUAUUAUUGUGAUUAAGGUUCGAGCGAAAUCACAUCUGGAAAUGACAGCUGAAUGGUUUAAGGAUGACAAGCCACUAAAAGCGACGGACCGAAUAAAAAUGGUGACGAAAAAAGACGAUAAAGACAAAGAGGGCUUACAGUAUUUAUUAGAAAUACAUGGACCAGUAAAAGAGGAUCAGGCCAAGUACAAGUGUGUGGUGAAGAAUCGUGAAGGUCAAAAUGAACAGUCGUUGAACCUGUGCUUCGAUUGAAUAGCUUCCUUAUUUGUCAGCAGCUUACAGUUAAUAGGACUUAUAAAGGGAUUCUCUUCUCAGAGAGUCAAGUGGAAAGGAUUUCGCCUUUUUCAAGUUCCGGAAAUUGAACAAUUUCUUCGAAACUUUCUCAAGAUUUUUUUUUGUUUCAGAGAUUAUAUGUCAUACUUUCUGUAACUGUUUCCGUCAUCAUCUGUGUCAAUGCCAGUGAUACAUUUUUUGUGUCGUGUUACUGUAGUGCCUUAAUUGUUGAGUAAAGUUGACAACAUUUUUAAUUAGCACACGACAUAAAC